Molecule: messenger RNA, 1731 nt
Organism: Girardinichthys multiradiatus
Lineage: Eukaryota; Metazoa; Chordata; Actinopteri; Cyprinodontiformes; Goodeidae
Gene: ubiad1
Product: UbiA prenyltransferase domain containing 1
Exons: 3
Coding region: 243-1295 (350 amino acids)
Biological process (GO): vitamin K biosynthetic process; menaquinone biosynthetic process
Cellular component (GO): Golgi membrane; endoplasmic reticulum
Molecular function (GO): prenyltransferase activity
Source: RefSeq, a predicted model, not a curated record
UCUGUCUCCACACGUCGUCGCACACGUAGCGGAGGAAAGCGUUCCUUAGCCAACUAGUGAUUUAACCCUCGAAGUUGACACGUAGACUUUGUCGUUGCGUUUUGCAGCGCGAGGCUCGUUGGGCUCAGAAAUAUGAUUUUAAGUGGAAAGAAACAUGGUUCGGGUCGAAUAAUAAAGACGUAGCAGGAACACCAGAUUAACUCUUGGGAACACUGCUCAUGCUGUAGGACGCCUGCUGAGCAAUGGCUAAAGAACAGAGGCACAACAGGGCAGAAACAUUUGUUCUGGCUGGAUCCAACGGUCACGAUGGCCAGCAGUGGCAGACGGACAUGAAUAACUUGAGGCCACAUCACCCUGCCACGGCUAACCACGUGUCCAGGAUGGCCCGCGUCGCCUCCAACGUCAGACAUAAGUGUGCAGCAUAUGUGCUAGCGCUGAGACCAUGGAGCUUCAGCGCCUCGCUCACACCCGUGGCUCUUGGGAGUGCGUUGGCAUACAAACUGGAGGGUUCCGUGGACCUGGUGAUCCUGAUGGUGUGCGCUGUGGCUGUCCUCGUCGUCCACGGGGCGGGAAACCUUGUAAAUACCUACUACGACUUCUCCAAGGGAAUUGACCACAAGAAGAGCGAUGAUAGGACUCUUGUGGAUGAAAUCCUGGCGCCACAGGACGUUGUCAUGUUUGGUGCUUUGCUGUACUCCUUGGGGUGCCUGUGCGCCACUCUGCUCUACUUCCUGUCAACGCUUCGGUUGGAGCACCUUGCCCUUAUUUACUUUGGGGGGCUUUCCAGCUCUUUUUUAUACACCGGAGGCAUCGGCCUCAAGUACGUGGCCCUGGGAGACAUAGUGAUCCUCAUUACCUUCGGCCCUCUGGCAGUGAUGUUCGCCCAUGCCGUGCAGGUCGGCUCCCUGUCAGUGCUGCCGCUGGUCUACGCUGUCCCGCUGGCCCUCAACACAGAAGCCAUUCUCCACAGCAACAACACAAGAGACAUGGACUCGGACAAGCAAGCUGGCAUUGUCACCCUGGCCAUCCUCAUAGGCCCCACGCUGUCUUACUUCCUCUACAAUCUCCUGCUCUUUGUCCCGUAUGUGCUCUUUUGCAUCCUCGCCACCCGUUACACCAUCAGCAUGGCUCUGCCUCUGCUCACACUGCCAAUGGCCUUCCCACUAGAAAAACAGUUCAGGAGUCGAUGCUACGCCAAGAUCCCGCAAAAAACCGCCAAGCUUAACCUCCUUAUGGGACUUUUCUAUGUUUUUGGUAUCAUUCUGGCACCUCCUGGCAGCUUGCCGUUACUGUGAUUCUUUAGCUCUGAUGCAUCUUCUUUUUUUUUUUUUCGUUUAAUUACUGACUAGUUUAUAGUACCUGUUUUUAUUUGUGAAAGUCUAUCUAAAGGCUUGUGCUGGCUUUAAUUUAUUCUCCAAUUUAUAAGCUAAAAUGUUUAGCUUAGUGACAAAGCAAAGCAGGUUCCAUUACAGUAUUAAACCAUCUGCAAACUGUUAAAAGUAAGACAAGUGUCCAUCAUGUUGAAUGGGCCAAAAUGAGUGGAAACCUUUUGCCAGAUUUGUAGUUCUUAAAGAAACUGUACAUAAUAUCAGCACGAACACAAUAAACCAUAUUCCUCAACAUUAAGCUGUUUUGUCUGUAUGGUACUCAUUGUUCAUUUGGUCUUUAUGAUUUUUAUUUUUCAAGAGCCAAAUACUUUGAGCUCGUUGUAAUAAAACUCAUUUGUGCUGA